CGUAUUUUUUCGCUCUCACGUUGGCAGCACGCCAAGUUCGAAGUAAUCGCGGAUCGUAUCGUAAAAAGUGGAAAAUCGCUCCAAAAAAUUGGAUUUUUCGGGUUGUUUUCCAUGCGUGAGCCUGAAAAUCAGAGCACCUUCAUUCACAGUACAACAAAGGACAUGUAUUAAGCGUCAGGUGGUAGGCUCAGCAACGUUUGGAUCGAUUUUCUUCGGGAUCGAAUUGGCCCUGAUGUUGGCACGUGUUUGAGGUUAGACUCCCUUACCAUUACUUAUGCCCAACGUUGGGAGGCAAAUUUUUGGCAAGCUAUAGAACGUGCCACUAGAAGCAUUAUAGAAGCAGUUCGUUACAUAAAACACUACUUGGUGGAAGGUGCGGAGCGGCUGUUGUAGAAAAUGACAACUCAAGAUCGAAUAUUGACGGUCGCGCUGCAAACUAAUUACGACAUACGCCGGCGGCUAAUAGCGAAUGGGGAAACAUGGGAAUGUUUACCGUAUCUUUCCGAUUCAAAACCUAUUGAUCCGAAGUGUCCACCCACGAAGGCAGAGCUGGAAGCGGCCGGAUUACUUCCAACGCAGGCGAAUCAGAAUGGUACCGAAGAGGAGCAGAAGCUAGAUCCAGAGGCAUUGUUCGAGCAGAUGUUCGAUUUGGAUAUUGAUUAUCUGAAAAGCUUGGAUCCUAAGGAUUGGAAGAAUCAGGAUCAUUAUGCAGUGCUGGGGUUGAAAAAAAUGCGAUUCGUAGCCACUGAGGACGACAUCAAACGAGCCUAUCGCAAGAUUGUACUGAAACAUCAUCCGGACAAGCGAAAAGGCUUGGGUGAAGAGGUUAAGAAUGAUGACGAUUAUUUCCACUGCAUUACGAUGGCCUACGAGACGUUGGGAACGCUGAAGAAUAGACGAGCUUUUGACUCGGUAGAUCCGGAAUUCGACGAUACCUUACCAUCUCAGAGUGAGGUAAAGAAGGAUUUUUACAAGGCGCUGAGAAAUGUUUUCAAGCGAAAUGCACGAUGGAGCGAAUCCAAAAAGCCAGCACCUCAGCUUGGCGACGAUAAUACUGAGCGGGAUAAGGUAGAAAAAUUCUACGAUUAUUGGUACAAUUUCUCAAGUUGGAGAGAGUUUAGCUAUCUAGACGAAGAAGACAAAGAUAAGGGUCAGGAUCGUGAAGAGCGUAGAUGGAUUGAGAAGCAAAACAAGGCUAUCAGAUUGCAGCGAAAGAAGGAAGAAUCGGCCAGGAUCAGGACGUUGGUUGAUUUGGCCUAUAACAACGAUCCUCGAGUGGUAAAAUUCAAAAAAGAAGACAAAGAUCGUAAAUUAGCAGCUAAGCGUGCCAAACAGGAUGCGUAUCAGGCUCAGAAAGCAGAAGAGGAACGAUUAGCGAAGGAAGUCGCGCUGGCCAAACAAAAAGCAGCUGAAGCAGAACAAAAGCGCAUAGAGACCAUCCAGAUUGAGAAGGAAAAGAUGAAGCGUGCCUUAAAAAAAGAACGCAAAACACUUCGGGAUGCUGCUAAGGCCAACGAUUACUACGUGAACGAUGAAAAGGAACGAUUGAAGCAUUUGGAAGGUGUGGAAAAGCUUUGCGAGUCACUCAAGGUUCAGGAGCUACAAGAAUUCAACAAAGAGUUGGCGUUUUUUGGUCGCGUUGCAUUCUGUAAUGCUCUUGCGGCAUUAGAGCAGAAAUUGGAAGAGGAACGUCGUUCACUGGCAGCUCAAAGUCAAUCUAUUCCGAACAAUCCGGGGCUAAAAGUUGUUAAUCGCAAAGCUCUCUGGAACAAUGACAACGUCCAGUUGCUAAUAAAAGCUGUUAAUUUAUUCCCGGCUGGGACCAUCUCUCGCUGGGAAGUUAUUGCCAACUAUCUGAACCAGCACGGUACCAACCUUAAUGACAUGAAAUUCUACGCCAAGGACAUUUUGAACAAAGCCAAGGAACUACAAAGCGGGGAUUUUUCGAAGAGCGAUCUCAAAACCGUUGUCAAUCAGCAGGCGUACGAGUCCUUCGAGAAGACGAGAAAGGAUCUGAAGGUGGUGGACAAAGCCGAAAUCAGCACUAAAGAUGACGAAACCUCACCACCGACAAAGGCUGUGAAUGGCCAACCACCUACAAUGAACGGUACACAUGAACCAUCCGAAGAAAAGGAAAACGUAAGCAAAUCACAGGAGGCGAAGCCUGUUGCUCAGCCGGAAAAGGAAGCUCCGGCGAAGGAAGUCAAAAAAGAAAAGAAAGAAAAGGAGAGCAAAGUGUGGAGCAAGGAAGAGCAAGCUUUGCUGGAACAGGCCAUCAAGACUUACCCGGUCUCCACACCGGAUCGCUGGGAUAGGAUAGCGGAAUGUAUCCCGAACCGGACGAAGAAGGAAUGUCUGCGGCGGGUAAAGGAGCUGGUCGAUUUGGUCAAUGCCAAGAAGGACGCCCAGCAGGCUGCCAAGUAAGAGCAACAAAAGCGUGGAUUGUGGAUAGCUGGUGACAACGGCGAUUCGCAUUCAACAGCUGCUAGCCAAUAAACAACUAUUUGAUUUAUCCCUUGCGACUAUUUUAUGUUAGUUUUUGUAAAUAAAUCAUUUAAAAUUACUGAAAA
Molecule: messenger RNA, 2570 nt
Organism: Topomyia yanbarensis
Lineage: Eukaryota; Metazoa; Arthropoda; Insecta; Diptera; Culicidae
Product: dnaJ homolog subfamily C member 2
Exons: 2
Coding region: 397-2424 (675 amino acids)
Biological process (GO): 'de novo' cotranslational protein folding; regulation of translational fidelity
Cellular component (GO): cytosol
Molecular function (GO): Hsp70 protein binding; ribosome binding
Source: RefSeq, a predicted model, not a curated record